Molecule: messenger RNA, 1726 nt
Organism: Aspergillus welwitschiae
Lineage: Eukaryota; Fungi; Ascomycota; Eurotiomycetes; Eurotiales; Aspergillaceae
Product: Cys6 transcription factor domain-containing protein
Exons: 3
Coding region: 38-1597 (519 amino acids)
Biological process (GO): regulation of DNA-templated transcription
Molecular function (GO): zinc ion binding; DNA-binding transcription factor activity, RNA polymerase II-specific
Source: RefSeq, a predicted model, not a curated record
GCUCGUGAGGCGGGCACUAUCUUAUCGAUUUGCGAUCAUGACGCCUCGUGUACUUCCAUCGCGCAAUGUGUCUAAUCCGUAUCUCCAAUACUGGUUUCCUAUGUCACUGAACGACCAGGCGACAUUUAAGGCUAUCGUACUAUCCUCUCUAUCUCAUGAGCGGAUUAAUGGUUUGAUCUCAGCAAACAUGGCUAGCCUGACAUCGACCAAAGAGGUCGUACCGUACUUGAAACAAUACUACUUGGAUACGAUAACUUCGAUCAAUGAAGCACUUCACGAUCCUGCUCGAGCAACUGCUGAUGCGACUAUCUUGGCGGUCUUGAUGAUGGUCGAAAAGCCAUUGCUUCAGGAUCAUAAAGAAUGGUCCAAGCGGUCUCCAUUCCAGGCACCUCUCCAUGGAUUACAGUGGUUAGACGUUCACAGUGCUAGGGAGCCCAAUCCGGUCCACCAGAUGGGUCUGCACAAGAUUAUAUCCUUGAGGGGUGGCCUUGCUCAAGUCAAGACCCCCGGUCUUGCAGCCGCCGCAUUCUACCGAGUACUAGUAAAUUCGACACUACUACUCUCCCCUCCGCCGCUUCCUUUCGUCGCACUGUCUGGCCAGAACGCAUCCGAGAUAGAAAACCACUUGCUCCUUGGCACCAUGAACCUAGUCAAUCGCUUAAACGUCCUCAACAAACUCCCUCUCGAGUCGGAACUCCGACAAGUGAUGCAUGGACUAAGAGCCUACACAGCAAAUAUCGACGACUAUAUUUCUGGACGCAGUCCAUCCUACAGUCCCCAGGCAAUGUGUGACCAGCGCAAUUUAGUCCAGUAUCAUCUGAUGAGCAUAGGGCCCAUUGCCGACACAGGACUUGGGGCUAUAUCUGAAGUCUGUCGACUAGCGACAAUUAUCUACAGCAUCGGAGUGACAUUUCCACUUUCUGGUGUCCGAGCUCCUUUUGGAACUCUGGCCAUGACAUUACAGUCUGAGUUAGAAAAGAAUGAUCUUAUCAACACCUGGCCAAUGCUGGAACAUGGUGAGAUCCUGUUUCUGUGGAUCCUGAUGGUGGGCGGUAUAGCGGCUAGGGACGGUCCCGGAAGAGGCUGGUUCAUCGAGUGCUUGUCUGAGAUUAUGUUUGUCUCAGAGAAUGUGCAGUGGAGCUGCGUGAAAGAAAAGCUGCGGAUGAUACUUUGGCUCGACACUGCUUGCGAUAUGGCGGGUAGAGACGUCUGGAGUGAAGCCCACGCUCUUCUGCAAAUACGAGCGCAAAGGACAAAAUCAGUCCCUUCAUCACCUAUAGCACACCAGAAGUUGAAGGCACCUUGCGCCCACUGUCGAUCAAAGAAGAUUAAGUGCGAUAAGGAUGAUCCUUGUCAGAAUUGUGUCAGAAGUGGGUUGAGCUGCGGCUCAGCUGGAGCCGGUGCGGCUUUCCAGGCAAGGGUGCACGUGUUCUCCAUGCGACAGAAGCCGUGUGAUCUGUGUCGACGACGGAGGGUGCGAUGUGAUAAGGAGAAGCCCUGCAAGCGCUGCAAAGAUGGUGGCUUCAGAUGCGUUUACAGAGAAGACCAAUGGGUUGAAAGCUUGGAAUUGAGAUCCUCCCAGGCUGGUUGCAGUUAGCAUCUGCUACUAAACAAUUCAUGAACCACCACUCCCACUCUAGCGACUGGGUUUUAACAAUACAAAAAUAGGAACACUGGAACAAGAUCGUUGGCUUCAUACAUUAGACGACAGUCCGGUCAUACUAAU